Messenger RNA from Abrus precatorius (Indian licorice), 1155 nucleotides. RefSeq names its product protein PIN-LIKES 1-like. The record is from RefSeq and is a predicted model, not a curated record. Bases 1 to 1155 code for a protein of 384 amino acids. NCBI's taxonomy places the organism in Eukaryota, Viridiplantae, Streptophyta, Magnoliopsida, Fabales, Fabaceae. Gene Ontology annotation, biological process: endoplasmic reticulum to cytosol auxin transport. The transcript has 9 exons. Gene Ontology annotation, cellular component: membrane.
AUGGAUUUCUUGAAGCUUUUUGUUGUUGCAUUAAUGCCAGUUCUGAAGGUGCUGUUGAUCACUGCUUUUGGGACAUUCCUUACACUAAAACGCUUCAACAUACUCGGAGACAUUGCUAGCAAAAACAUGAAUACUAUGAUAUUUUUUGUCUUUGCUCCAGCUCUUGUUUGUAGCAGCCUGGCUAAAACCAUAACUUUAAGGAGCGUGAUAGUAUUGUGGUUCAUGCCUGUGAAUAUUCUUCUCUCAGUUAUUAUUGGCACAGCUCUUGGAUGGUUACUUGUUAAAAUAACAAGAGUUUCUCACCAUCUUCAAGGCCUGGUGUUGGGGUGUUGUUCUGUUGGAAAUUUGGGAAAUUUUCCUCUUAUUAUAGUUCCAGCAAUUUGUGAAGAAAGAAGUAAUCCUUUUGGAGAUAUGAAUGUUUGCCACACAAAUGGACUAGCUUAUGCUUCUCUCUCAUUGGCAGUAGGAGCCAUUGUAGUGUGGUGUUUUGGCUACAACUUUUUCCGCAUAUAUUCUCAGAAUAAUUCCAAUGUCGUCAAAGUUGAUGAAUCCACAAUAAAUUCAGCGUCUGCAACACAAAUUGAUGCAGAAAACCAUGGAUCUGUUGCUGCUGAUGAGGAUGAAUCACAAACCAAAAAUCGUGCCAAUCAACUUGAAAUCGAACUUACUGUGCCAGAUGGACAAGCAAAGAUUGUUGGUAUAAUAAUUGGCAUUGUUCCUCAAUUUCGAAAACUAUUAAUUGGUAAAAGCGCUCCUCUCCAUGUGGUUCAAGACUGUCUUAUUAUGUUGGGGGAUGUUACCAUUCCCACUAUGACUAUGUUAAUUGGGGCAAAUCUUCUCAAAGGUUUAAAAGGACAAGGAGUGAAGGCUUCACUUGUUGUUGGCAUUAUUGUGGUUAGAUAUAUAGCCUUGCCAGCAAUAGGUAUAGGCAUUGUUAAAAGUGCUGCUCAUUUCGGCUUAAUCCAUCAUGAUCCAUUAUAUCAGUUUAUUUUACUACUUCAAUUUACCCUUCCACCUGCAGUAUCCAUAAGUACAUUUUCUCAAUUAUUUGAAGUUGGGGAGGGUGAAUGCUCAGUUAUCAUGCUAGCAACUUAUUCCUGUGCUGUAGUUUCGCUUACUCUUUGGUGCACAUUCUUUAUGUGGCUUGUUCAGUAA